GCGUGAAUGUUAUCUAUCACAGUCAGUAGACGUGCUGUCUAAUCUUCAUCUGUGAAAGGAGUCCGAGUUGUUAUAUUUUUGAGGAGGGUCUGGGGUGUGCCAACUUCAUGCCCUUGUAUAAAAGAGUGAUUCGUUUUGAAGCAGUUUACAGAAGUCAAGACCACUCUGAAACCAUGAGUCUCUCUGCCAAAGACAAAGCUGCCAUCAAAGCCUUCUGGGACAAGAUCUCCUCAAAGGCUGAGGAAAUCGGUAGCCAAGCUCUGUACAGGAUGCUGACUGUUUAUCCUCAGACCAAAACCUACUUUACCCAUUGGACGGACAUGAGCUUCAACUCUGCUCAGUUGAAGAAGCACGGAAAGACUGUAAUGUCUGGUGUUGAAGUGGCUGUCAACAAAAUCGAUGAUCUGACCAGCGGGAUGCUCAGCCUAAGCGAGCUGCACGCUUACCAGCUGCGUGUUGAUCCAGCCAACUUCAAGAUCCUCUCACACAAUUUGCUUGUGGUUCUGGCCAUCCUGUUCCCCACUGACUUUACUCCUGAUGUACACGUGUCUAUGGAUAAGUUUCUUGCUGCAGUGUCCCUGGCCCUCUCUGAGAAGUACAGAUAAACCCCUCUGCAGAGACCAGAACAGAGACCACCACACGCACAAUCUCUUUCUCAGAGCUUGU
Messenger RNA from Silurus meridionalis, 666 nucleotides. RefSeq names its product hemoglobin embryonic subunit alpha-like. The coding region runs from base 108 to 605 and encodes 165 amino acids. Gene Ontology annotation, molecular function: haptoglobin binding; oxygen carrier activity; heme binding. Gene Ontology annotation, biological process: oxygen transport; hydrogen peroxide catabolic process. Gene Ontology annotation, cellular component: haptoglobin-hemoglobin complex; hemoglobin complex; blood microparticle. The transcript is spliced from 3 exons. NCBI's taxonomy places the organism in Eukaryota, Metazoa, Chordata, Actinopteri, Siluriformes, Siluridae. The record is from RefSeq and is a predicted model, not a curated record.